AUGGUCUCUGAUUGUGGCAUUUCAUUUCUUUCUCUUCAAGAGUUAAAAGCUACUAAUGUUUCUCACCGUGAUUUCGCUAAAUUUUGGGGUAAUAAGAACUUCGGUUUGGAUUAUGUGGAUUCUGUUGGGCAGUCGGGGGGUUUGAUUUGUGCGUGGGAUGAUAAGGUGUUUUGUCAGUCUGGUGGUUCGAAGAACAGGUAUUAUCUUCAUGUUAGAGGCUCUUUACUGGGUUGUGCUUCUCCGGUCAAUGUUCUUAAUGUGUAUGCCCCUCAAGGGCUUUCGGCCAAAAAAAGUUUAUGGGAGGAGUUGAAAAUGGUUAUUGAUUCUUUUGAUGGUUUAUGGGUUAUUUCGGGCGAUUUUAACGUAGUUCGGUUUAGAGAGGAGAAAAGGAAUUGUGCUUUCAAACAAAAUUGUGCCAAUAAUUUCAACGACUUUAUUUUUGAAUCGGGUUUGAUUGAAUAUAAUAUGAGAGGUCGGAUGUUCACUUUCCGCUCGGAUAAUGGAAAUAAACUUAGUAAACUCGACCGCUUCUUAGUGAAUUCGGAAUUCUUUAGUGCUUGGCCGGCGGCAUCUUGUCGUGUUCUUCCUAGAGACCGAUUGAAAGAAUGGAAAGAAAUCAUGAUUAAGAAAGAAGGAGAGGAGGUGAUGGCUGCGAAAGAAGAAAAUGAGAAAUUAGAGGAUGUCCUUGACUCUAGAGAUUUUUCGGAGGAAGAGGAGUGGAUUUUCCACGAGAAUAAAAAGAUAAUUUGUGAAGCGUAA
Helianthus annuus (common sunflower) is the source of this 759-nucleotide messenger RNA. RefSeq lists its product as uncharacterized. The record is from RefSeq and is a predicted model, not a curated record. The transcript is spliced from 2 exons. Lineage: Eukaryota; Viridiplantae; Streptophyta; Magnoliopsida; Asterales; Asteraceae. The coding region runs from base 1 to 759 and encodes 252 amino acids.